GGCGACAUGGCCGAGCAGGAGGAAGUGGUGGAGCCGCUGCACCUCGAGCUGGAGGACCGCGAGGUGUACCUGGCCAAGAUCCCAACGGCUCUCGGCGCGUCGUGGAAGAAUGUGCAAGAGAGCGAGCUGAUGCUGGGCUCCAUCAAGCUGGAGAAGAAGAGCGUGCUGGGUCGCCGCAAGGGUAUGCUGACGGUGAACCCGAGCACGCUGGAGGACGACAUCCCGACGGAGUACCGCAUCGAGAUCAGCGAGACCCCGCUGAAGCUCAAGGUCUUCUCGCUGGAUGGCUCGGGGCGCAUGGCGAUUGAGGGCACGGUGAAGAACAGCUGCACGGUCAUGGCCCAGCGCAACGACCAGUACAGCAAGAUGUGCAAGCAGCGCCUGAUCAAGUCGAUGGUCAAGACGAGAAUUGUGCAGCCGUUGGAAGAUCUUCCUCGCGUGAAGAAGGCGAGGAUCCAGUUUACUAUUGAGAAGCCUGACGCUGAGAACGAGGAGGACGAUGCUGACUCGAAGCUUCUGGACAAGUCAGACAAGAAGAUCAAGAUGAGCAAGGACGAGCUCAAGAACCUUGUGUUCCACCACUUCGAAGAGCGCGAGUACUGGCCGCUCAAGGAGCUCAAUUACCACUGCCGUCAGCCCGAGUCGUUCCUGAAGGAGGUGCUCAAGGAGAUUUGCGUGUACCACCGCAAGGGACCCAACAAGAGCUGCUACGAGCUUAAGCCCCAGUACAAGGAUGGCGUCUCGUCGAACGCGUAAUAGGGCAAGCGGGAUGACUAGAGUAUGGCCGCGACACCAUAGCGCGCCCCAUGUGCUCUAAAAUAACCAUGCAUUCAGUACUCU
Molecule: messenger RNA, 840 nt
Organism: Phytophthora sojae
Lineage: Eukaryota; Oomycota; Peronosporomycetes; Peronosporales; Peronosporaceae
Exons: 8
Coding region: 7-756 (249 amino acids)
Biological process (GO): transcription initiation at RNA polymerase II promoter; transcription by RNA polymerase II
Cellular component (GO): transcription factor TFIIF complex
Source: RefSeq, a predicted model, not a curated record